This is a messenger RNA of Aspergillus steynii IBT 23096, 1040 nucleotides long. RefSeq lists its product as uncharacterized. The transcript has a single exon. The record is from RefSeq and is a predicted model, not a curated record. NCBI's taxonomy places the organism in Eukaryota, Fungi, Ascomycota, Eurotiomycetes, Eurotiales, Aspergillaceae. The coding region runs from base 113 to 805 and encodes 230 amino acids.
GACUCCGUAUCACGCACAUCUCCAUCAUGCCGUAUAUAUCCCCACGACCAACAACCUCCCUCCCACGGCAUGCCCGCGAUGCCACCAUGCCCAGCACUCCCUCCCAUCCACGAUGACGAUGACGACGACGCCAACCCCAUCGCUCAAACCCCCCGUGCACCUCAUCGCCAUCCGCCCCGAGUCCAUCGCCGCCGAAGAGAUCUCCCUCUGCGUCCACAACCGCCCCGAACCAUGGCACCCGCUCGACUACAACGUCUACUACAACCGCGUCCCCGUCUUCACCGUCUUCGGCCACCCCUUUUCCAUCGGCCAGCGUCGCACCUUCUAUGACAGCUCCGGCCUCCCCCUCUUCGACCUCCGCUGUCGCUGGUACUCCUCGUCGAUCUUGGACUUGAAGCUCCCCGGCGCAGAGAAGAGCCUUUUAACAGCGAGGUUGCGCGUCGCUGUCAGCGAGCCGAGGGUUACGGUUACUUUUCAGAAUGCAGUCGCUGCUCCGUCUCCGCAGGACCAGGGCCAGGAUGACGGGAAGGGUAAGAGCAAGGGUUCUACGGAGCAAAACUCUGCAAUAUCCCGCCAAGUGACGAUGGAGGUGCACGCCCAGGACCUCGACAACAUGGUGCAGGUGGUCGUCGUCGAGAACCGCAAUGUUGCGUCUAUUCGGCGGGUCACGGACCCAGAGCAGUUGACGGAGGGUCAGAUGCCGCCUUUCCGGCUACGGCCGAAAUGGGAGGUCAGGGUUGCGCAGGGGGUUGAUAUUUCGCUGGUUAGUGGUCUUUUAUAUCUCGUUGGGGGUUUUGGUUGGUAAGAGAAAGAUGGAAUGCUGAUAUCUUGGUUAGAUUGCUGUCGUGGUGGUGAUUCUGGGACAGAAUGCGGGGGAUAUUGCGUAUAGUAGUCCCGGGGUGGUUAGUUGAGCUGGGUUGUUUAAUCGCUGGACGAUGGGUGAUUGCCCUAUUUGGCAUUUUUUUAAGGUCGGGGCCAGGUAUGGCCGUUUAAAAAUUGAGGCGAAUCCUUGAAUUGUUUGGGUUUGGUUAAGGGUAAAU